This is a messenger RNA of Ambispora gerdemannii, 3399 nucleotides long. The record is from the annotation of a GenBank genome assembly. Lineage: Eukaryota; Fungi; Glomeromycota; Glomeromycetes; Archaeosporales; Ambisporaceae.
AUGAACGUUGAAGAUUUGCGUGUAGUUGUUGCUGUUGAUUUUGGCACGACAUAUAGUGGAUUCGCUUACUCGCAUAUGAAAAAUCCAAAUGUCAAGGUUCACAGUUCGUUUCCAGGACAUUUCUCGCCCAAAACUAACACCGUUUUGCAAUAUGAUAAUAAAUGGAAAGUAGAUUGUUGGGGCUAUGCGGCACUUGCUAGAGAGCCGUCAAAGAAAAAAAAGUCUCGAGUUACCGAUUCUCGUCCUGUUGAGCUAUUUAAACUGCAUUUAGCUGAUAUCGACCACUUCAAAAAGCCGAAACUGCCAACUGAAAUCGAUUAUAAAACUGCAAUCGCCGAUUUUCUUAAAGAAAUGGAAAAGGCGAAUAAUCAUUCAUUAUUGUUAAUUUUAAUCAAGGAAACUUUAUUUUCACGUUGGUCUGAAUUGACUUAUUCGCAAAUUCGAUUUGUGUUUUCUGUUCCUGCGGAAUGGGGGCCGCAAACUCGUGGGAUUAUGAGAGAAUGCAUUUACCAUGCUGGUUAUUUGGAGACUAAAAACUCGUAUAAUUUAGAAUUUAUUUCUGAACCGGAAGCUGCAGCAAUCUUUUGCAUGCAAAUCAUGAAAGAGCAUGGAUUAACUGUUGGAGGCAAGUUUCAAAAUCACAUGAUUUUGAUCACAUGGAUAUAUCUAACCAAGAGGCUGAUUAUUUUACUAGACUCGUUUAUGGUUUGUGAUUGUGGUGGCGGCACAGUAGAUUUGACAACUCGUACCCUUUUACCUAAUAAUCAACUUGGCGAAAUUACUGAACGAACCGGCGACUUAUGCGGGAGCACUUUUGUUGAUGAAGAAUUCUUUCUAUUUCUUAGUCGUCGUUUAGGUUUUAACGCAAUGCAAGAAUUCAGAGAAAAGCACUAUGGUCAAUAUCAAUACUUGAUUCUAAAAUUCUUUUGUCCUCAAAUCAAAUUCCAGUUCCGAAAUGACGCGUUAAAAUUUCAGCCAAUAGAACUUGACAUCGAAAGGGAAUGUCCCGCUUUGAUAGACUAUAUUGACGAAGACAUUCAAGAACAAAUGAGGGAAGAAGAAUGGAUAAUAGAGUUCCAAUAUAAUGAUGUCAAAUCGAUGUUUGAUCCUGUUGUAGAACGAAUUAUUCGAUUGAUUCGAAAUCAAUUGAAUGCAUCUCAGCAACAAAAAUGUUCGGCAAUAUUUGUUGUCGGUGGGUUUGCUGAAAGUGGAUAUCUUAUUUCUCGUAUCAGAAAAGCUUUUAGUAGUGAAAUCCGAACAAUUGCUGUACCUCAACAACCAAUUACCGCUGUUGUGAUUGGAGCUGUUCGAUACGGUUUAAAUAAAAAAGUUAUCAAAACACGUAAAGUUCCAUUGACUUAUGGUGUCGAAGUUUGUCCCAUUUGGAAAGAUGGCGACGAAAAAAAACGAAAAACUCACGCUGGCCGUAUUCUUAAAUUCGCUGAACUAGCAAAACGCGGCACCGAAUCGCCACCAGAUCAAAUGUUUUCGGACGAUUUCGUCCCAAUAUACGAAGACCAAAAGCGUAUUACAUUCAAAAUUUUCUCAACAGAGAAAUUUGAAGCACAAUUUUGUGAUGAGCCUGGAGUGAACCAAGUUGGCAUAUUGACUAUAAAAUUAGGAAACGAGGAGCUUGGACUAAGAAGACCAGUUGAGUUUGGUUUAACGUUUGCAGAAGAAGAAAUCCGAGCUACUGCGUGGAACAAAGUCACAGGAGAAAUUUUUGAAGCGUCAUUUGACGGAUUGGUUGCGAGCGCUGAUACUAAUGCUGAUGUUGUUGGUUGUAAAUCACCGAUAUAUUGUCCGAGCGAAUUGUUGGCGACAAUUCAAUUGGCACAUUUAUUUAACGAUUCAAAGACAUUUGUAGAUAUGCCCACAAAAAAACCAAUACACGAAAUUCUCCAAGCUUUUUCAGAACUACCAUCUCCCCAUACUCAAACAUCUCUUCGCGAUUUCAUUGAUACGUAUUUCAGUUCACCCGACCUAUCGCUCAUAUCUACCACUUUUCCCAACUUCAAUCCAUCACCGAUAUUUCUCGAAAAAAUCCAGGAUAAUACAUUACGAGCUUUUGCGAGUAUAAUCAACAAUUAUUGGCCGGAUUUAUCGAGACGCGUUGUAAAAGAUAGUAGUUUAUGCAAAGGAUGUGCUAGCAGUAUGAUCCCAGUUAAGCAUACUUUUAUUGUCCCAGGUGGUAGAUUUAGAGAAUUUUAUUAUUGGGAUUCUUAUUUUAUCUUAGAAGGGUUGUUGGUUAGUGGGUAUUUUCAUAUUGCAAGAGAAAUUAUCGAGAAUUUUUUGCAGAUGAUAGAGGAAUUUGCAAAUGGCAAUAGAAUCUAUUAUUUGAAUCGAUCGAUGCCUCCACUCUUGACUCAAAUGGUUAAAAUUUAUUAUAAAGCAACAAAUGAUUUUGAUCUGGUGAAAUUUGCGUUACCGAAUCUACUAAAAGAAUACGAAUUCUGGCAAAAAAACACUACAGUCCACAUUGCCACUAAAAAUUAUUCUUCAAAGAAACAACACGUCCUAAAUCGAUAUAUAGUCCACAACUCGGAUCCCAGACCAGAAAGUUUUCUGGAAGAUUACACCACCGCAACGAACGCUAUUUGGUUAAACGCAUCAGGGAAAGCAAACCUAUAUGCAGAUAUAGCCACUGCAGCUGAAUCCGGGUGGGAUUUCUCAUCACGUUGGAUUCGCGCCGAGAAACUGUCAGAACACCUUCAAGACACUUCUACUAGCGAACCGAAUAAUUAUGCGCUACUUCAGAAUUUAAAUACUAGAUCGGUGGUGCCAGUCGAGUUAAAUUCCAUUUUGUAUAUGAAUGAGAUUGCGUUGGCGGAUUUCAAUGUGGCAGUUGGUAAUCUAAAAUUAGCAAAAUCUUUUAGAAAGCGAGCUAAAGAAAGACGUGAAGGGAUUGUAGAUAUUUUUUGGGAUAAAAAUAGGUCAAGUUUUUGGGACUAUAACUUAACGAGUGGAGUGCAUACAUCCGUUGCUUCUUUAGCUGCAUUUUUUCCAUUUUGGGCAGGCAUUUAUCCAACCGAGAUUACAAACAAUUUAACAGCAGCAAAAGAAUCGUUCAAACUAAUAAAAAAUUUUCUCGAGAAGUAUCCAGGAUCACUUCCCGCUACAGAAAUUAAUACCGGACUCCAAUGGGAUUUUCCAAAUGCGUGGCCGCCAUUACAAUAUGUUAUUCACACCAGCAACUUUUCUACAACAAGAAAGAAUUCCAUGGAAGAUGCGGGUCAUAUAUUCGAAAAAUAUAAUGCCACGAAUUUGAUGAUGCCUGGAGGCGGUGGCGAAUACGUAGUGCAAACAGGGUUUGGGUGGACUAAUGGAGUCAUGUUGUGGAUUUUGGAGAAGUUUGGUGGGGUACUACAAGAGCCGGAGUGUUACCAUAACGCAAUGUAA